AUGGAAUCAAAUGAUUUAAAUAAAGAAAGUUUGGAAAAUUGGAAUGAAUCAUGGGAUUUAGUAAUGACAUUUGGAAUGGGUCAUUUAACAAGUAAAUUAUUUAAUAUUUUAAUGAAUAAUUCAAUUUUUGAUAUGAUCAAUGAAUCUCCAAAACAUUAUAAAGAAAUUGCAAAAAUAAUAAAUUUUAAUGAAUUUUCAUGUUAUAGAUUAUUAAGAUACUUUGUACCAUAUGGUUUAUUUGAAGAGAAUAAUGAAAUAUUUUCAAUAACCAAUAAAAGUAAAAAAUUAAUAAAAAGUGGUGGUAUUUAUAAUCUAUGUACUUUUUUUUCAUCAAAUGAUUAUUUUAAAUUGUAUUCAACAAUUCCUGAAUCUUUUGAACAAAAUAAAAAUUUGGGACCAUCUUCAUUUGGAUUCGAUGAUUUUUGGGAUAUUGUCAAAACAAAUGAACACUUUAAAUAUUCUUUUAAUCAAGAAAUGAGAGAAUUUUCAAAUUUAUCAAUACCAACAAUUAUUAAAAAUACUGAUUUCAGUUCAUUUAAUACUGUAGUUGAUGUUGGUGGUUCACACGGAAGAAUUGUUGGUGAAUUAGUAAAAAAAUAUGAAAAUUUAAAUGGAAUUGUUUUCGAUUUAGAGACUGUAAUUAAUUCAUCUAUUGAAAAAAUUAAACAUCCAAGAAUUGAAUAUGUUUCAGGUAGUUUUUUCGAAUCAGUGCCAAGUGCAGAUUGUUAUGUUUUAAAAAAUAUAUUACAUGAUUGGGAUGAUGAAAAAUGUUUAGAAAUUUUAAAAACAAUUUCAAAAUCAAUGAAAGAAAAUAGUAAAAUUUUUAUUUUUGAUGAAAUCAUUGAUCCAAAUGAUUAUAGAAAAUUGUCAUUAUUUUUAGAUGUAACUGUUUUCCAUUUUUUUAAUUCAAGAGAAAGAUCUUUAAAUGAUUGGAAACAAUUAUGUGAUAAAUCUGAUUUUAAAAUUGAUUCAAUUAAUAAUGUUACACAACCACAAUUAUUAAUACUCUCAAAAAAAUAA
This is a messenger RNA of Dictyostelium discoideum AX4, 1020 nucleotides long. RefSeq names its product O-methyltransferase family 2 protein (gene omt7). The coding region runs from base 1 to 1020 and encodes 339 amino acids. The transcript is spliced from 2 exons. Lineage: Eukaryota; Evosea; Eumycetozoa; Dictyosteliales; Dictyosteliaceae. The record is from RefSeq and is a predicted model, not a curated record. Gene Ontology annotation, molecular function: O-methyltransferase activity; methyltransferase activity; 3,5-dichloro-THPH methyl transferase activity.